Pyrenophora tritici-repentis Pt-1C-BFP is the source of this 786-nucleotide messenger RNA. RefSeq lists its product as uncharacterized. Gene Ontology annotation, biological process: regulation of DNA-templated transcription. The record is from RefSeq and is a predicted model, not a curated record. Lineage: Eukaryota; Fungi; Ascomycota; Dothideomycetes; Pleosporales; Pleosporaceae.
AUGCGAUACUCAUCUCUCUUCCCAACCCUCCUGGCCUUCCAACCAUCUCUAUGCGCGCCAUCCCAACCACCGAUAACCAACACCUCCACCCUGCCCACCCACUAUGGCCUUCUCAUCUUCCCUCACUACCAAGCCCUUGACAUCUUCGGUCCAAUGGACCUCCUAAACUCACUCUUCAUGCUCUACAGCAAUAUGACCCAGACACCGCACCUUUCUGUCCUCAGCAAGACCAUGGCACCAGUGACAAGCGCAAUGAUGACCGGUGGCUUUGGACAGGAAAUUGUACCAACGACUACCUUUGCAGACUACCUAACAGGCCGUGAAAAAGACCAAGAGGGAGAUUCAACAAGCAAAGGCGACAUCGAUGUCCUUGUCGUACCGGGCGGAGGCGGAACCCGCAGAGAUAUGAGUGCAGAAAUUGACUUUGUCAAACUGACGUAUCCAAAGCUCAAAUACAUAAUCUCCAUCUGCACUGGCGCUACUAUUCUUUCGCGCGCGGGCGUCAUCGAUGAUAAACGCGCCACCACGAACAAGCGCAGUUGGGCGUGGGCAACAUCUACAGGGCCGAAUGUGACAUGGGUACCGACAGCCCGCUGGGUUGAACAUGGUAAUGUGUUUACUAGUAGCGGGGUUUCCGCGGGUACAGAUGCAAUGUAUGCCUUUGUGAGCCGCGUCUAUGGAGAGGCGGUUGCAGAGUAUAUGAGUUUGAGUCUGGAGUAUGAGAGAGUCGUGGAUUGGCAGCAUGACGAUUUUGCGAGGGUAUGGAAUGUACCUGGUGCUACUUGA